UCGUCCAAAAAACGGGACCUAACCAACAGAUCCUUCAAGCUUCAGGCUCAUCAGCUGGUUGACCUCGGCACCAAACUCAUCCGGCAGCUCAUUGAAAACAUCCCUGCAAAAACCAGAGAUCAUAGCAGCCAUGGCUUUCUCGUAGUCAAUGCCUCUCUGUUGGAACCAGCCCAGCCCAUCUUCAGAACUUACAAGCACAAGAGACAAAAUGAAUACAGGAAAUCACAAUUCGAUCAACUCUCACUGGACAAGAUAUUACUUUCAACAUCAGACAAGGCAUCAGCAUCAUCAUACAUCAUUAACAGUAAAACUCAACCAUUGGAACACAAAAUAUCAUCACGGAAAAUGCCAACCUUUAACUCCACACACAAUGCUCGGAGAAAAAUCAAGGUUAAAAAACGGAUAAGUAUUGGCUGCAGCUUUAUCCCCAAUCAGCAUCGAAUCACAUUGAGACGAGUUCUUCGCAUUAUCCGCACCCGACAUCACCUGAACAAGGCCUCUGUAACAAUUCCUCGAAUUUCCUGCCGAAAUCCCUUUCGAAAUAAUCCUGCUCCUCGUGUCCUUCCCCUUGUGUAUCAUCUUAGUGCCCGUAUCUGCUUGCUGGUAGUUAUUCGUGAGGGCCACCGAGUAAAACUCCCCAACAGAUCCAUCCCCUUCCAACACAACACUCGGAUACUUCCAAGUUAUAGCCGAGCCAGUUUCCACCUGAGUCCAAGAGAUCUU
Striga asiatica is the source of this 723-nucleotide messenger RNA. NCBI's taxonomy places the organism in Eukaryota, Viridiplantae, Streptophyta, Magnoliopsida, Lamiales, Orobanchaceae. The record is from the annotation of a GenBank genome assembly.